Messenger RNA from Chrysochloris asiatica (Cape golden mole), 783 nucleotides. It is a transcript of the gene NR0B2, whose product is annotated as nuclear receptor subfamily 0, group B, member 2. Gene Ontology annotation, biological process: circadian rhythm; negative regulation of transcription by RNA polymerase II. The record is from RefSeq and is a predicted model, not a curated record. Gene Ontology annotation, cellular component: nucleus; cytoplasm. Gene Ontology annotation, molecular function: transcription corepressor activity; transcription factor binding. The transcript is spliced from 2 exons. Lineage: Eukaryota; Metazoa; Chordata; Mammalia; Afrosoricida; Chrysochloridae. Bases 1 to 783 code for a protein of 260 amino acids.
AUGAGUUCCAGUCAGCCCGGGGCCUGCCCAUGCCAGGGUGCUGCAGGCCGCUCGAUCAUCCUGUAUGCACUCCUGAGCCCCAGCCUCAGGACCAGGCCCUCUGUCUCCCCACCUGGUGCUCGCUGCCUCUGCAGGCAGCACAGACCCGUCUGCCUGAGGACUCCUAAUCGUACCUGCCGGGAGGCCUUGGAUGUCCUGGCCAAGAUGGUGGCCUUCCUCAGGAACCUGCCAUCCUUCUGCCAGCUGCUCCCCCAAGAUCAGCGGUGGCUACUGCGAGACUGCUGGGGCCCCCUGUUCCUGCUUGGGCUAGCCCAAGACACUGUGACCUUUGAGGUGGCUGAGGUACCAGUGCCCAGCAUACUCAAGAAGAUCCUGCUGGAGGAGCCCAGUGGCAGUGGUACCAGCGGUCAGUUGUCUGACAGGCCCCAGCCCUCACUGGCUGCAGUGCAGUGGCUUCAGUGCUGCUUAGAGUCCUUCUGGAGCCUGGAACUGGGCCCCAAAGAAUAUGCCUACUUGAAAGGGACCAUCCUUUUCAACCCUGACGUGCCAGGCCUCCAUGCUUCCUCCCACAUUGGGUACCUUCAGCAGGAGGCUCACCAGGCGCUGUGUGAGGUUCUGGAGCCUUGGUGGCCAACAGGUCAAGGCCGAUUGACCCACAUCCUUCUCAUGGCCUCCACCCUCAAAUCCAUUCCACCCGGCCUGCUUGGGGACCUCUUCUUCCGCCCUAUCAUUGGAGACAUCAACAUCAGUGGCCUUCUUGAGGACAUGCUUUUGCUGAACUAA